Messenger RNA from Plodia interpunctella (Indianmeal moth), 2700 nucleotides. RefSeq lists its product as uncharacterized. The record is from RefSeq and is a predicted model, not a curated record. Lineage: Eukaryota; Metazoa; Arthropoda; Insecta; Lepidoptera; Pyralidae. The transcript has 2 exons. Bases 135 to 1040 code for a protein of 301 amino acids.
UUGUUGCCUUAUCAAUCUUUAAACGAAGUCCAAAGUGUUACCGAUUUCUCAGAAAGGUAUUGAUAUUGCCGGCACCACAAACACUUGCGAAAGUGUUACAAAAAGCAUAUGUAACACCUGGUAUCAAUGAAAAAAUGUUCAGUCAAUUAAAGGAGGUAUCAAAAAAAAUGAAAAUAGAAAACAAAUUGUGUGCAGUCAUAUUCGAUGAGAUGGCGCUUAAAGCCAACAUAUCCUUCAAUCAAAGAAGAGAUUUAAUUACAGGAUUUGUUACUAAUGGUGCAGAUACAAAACCUGAUUUCUCUGACCAUGCACAGGUAUUUAUGCUCAGAGGCAUUGUGAAAAAUUACAAACAAGCUGUGUCAUACACAUUUUCUGCAGCUGCAACAAAAGGCCCAGAGUUGGCAAAGCAACUGAAAGCUGUAAUUAAGAAGGUUAUAGAGGCAGGCUUCAUUGUGGUUGCAACUAUUUGUGACCAAGGAACAAAUAACCGUCAAGCUAUAAACAUUUUGAUGGAAGAGACACAUGCUGCUUCAUUGAGAUUGGGAAAUGAGCCAAAGGACAACACCUUUAUAGUCGAUGGACAUGAAAUUGUACCAUUAUAUGACCCACCACACUUGUUGAAGUGCAUAAGGAAUAAUCUUAAGACAAAAAAUUUAACAUAUAAUUUUGAUGGUCAAGAACAUAUAGCAAAAUGGGAUCAUAUAUACGAAUUACAUAAAGCAAAUCCUAUAUAUAAAGGCUUGCGGCUUGUGUCAAAACUGACAGACUACCAUGUCGUUCACAGCAAGAUACCCAAAAUGAAAGUGAAAUUUGCUAGCCAACUGUUCAGCCGAACUGUAGGUGCAUGGGUUAUCUUGCAGUUUUGUUAUUCCGGAUACAUAAAUAGCAGCCCUCGUAUAAGGAGUCAUGGGUGCCAAAAUAAUAACCCAACACCCGAAAAUUUCAGUAGUGCAUUUACCACUCUUUUAAUAAAUAAUAUGUCCAGCAUCCAUGCCCCGGGCGCGAGAAUGAUUUUGGAAAAAAUCUACAUUCACUUAUAAUCACCGAAAAUGCCACUGAAAGUAAAGUCUGCGAAUUUGAGAAUAUACCGGAUAUUGAUAUUGUUGACUUGGAUCAAAAAACAGAUCCACGAAUAUUGGGGCCACUACAAUAUGUAACUGGGUAUUUUGUACGUAAUGCGAAAAAGAAAAUAUUUCAAUCCUGCAAGGUAUGUAAUAAAAAUGUGGUGGCCUCAGAACCCUUGGAAUAUAUAAAAUAUAGAGAAUUCGCAGGUAAACAGUGGCUCUGCAGCCCAACAAAAGAAGUAUUACAAUGCUUUUCAGCAAUACAAGAUAUUCAAAUUGUAUUAAAAAAAGUGCUUCGUAUUUAUAAUAAUCUUAAGCAAUUUUUAAAGACCUUAAUUUUAAUUAAUAUAGAUUUUGAUUUUUUAAAUUGUGCAGAACACAAAGAAAAAUUAAUAGAUUAUAUAAUUGAUUCUUCUUGUAAUUUUUUUAUAUAUCAUUAUUGCAAAAUAUAAAUAGAAUUUUAAACGGAAUUAAGGAUGUAGAUGAUCCUGAAGAUUACUUUCAAGACAAGGCUAGAGUGCAAAAUAAAAAAAUGUUAAAAAAACGAUGAGUUGCAAGUUACAACUCAUCGUUUUUUAAACAUUUUUUUACAACUUGCAAUGGAUUUUACUGAGAAAUAGUAUAACAUUAUUACAAGCAAAAUUAUAAUUAUAACGUAACCCAGAAUAUUGUGUAUAUUUUAAAAUUUAAGAUUUUUCUCAUUAUAAUUGUUAUGAGUAUAAUAUUUAAAAAUCAAAAAUAAAAACAUAUUUUAAGCUGCAAUUGAAAAACCACUAAGAUUUUGAAGUUUGGUGUGAUGUUGUUAUGUUUCGUAAGCAUCCUGAUUUAUUAUUAUAUUGAUUAAACCGUUGAUAAGUAGAUAUUAUUAUUAUUGUAAACCUUAUGUUCAUUAUUUAUUAUACUAUCAGGACAACGUAUUGACCGUGAACAUGAAUAAAUUGUUUUUAAUUGCUUACUUCUUAUAUUUUUAUUAUGUAUUUUUUAUUGUAAACUUAAUAUUUUUGUUUACAAUAAAGAAAUCACAUUUUACGAUCCCUUAUAGAAUAAAUUACUAGGUAUAUGGAGAUUUACUAUGUAGGUAUGUAUAGUACAACUACGGUGCACAUAUAGAACCUAUACAUAUAUAGAUUGUGGAAAAGUUGUCAUGCCUUAUUCAUAGAUGGCAGUAUUUAUGUGUUUCCUUUUCAAGGCGCUGAGAGAGGUCUCUAUUUCAUUAUAAAUAGAAAGUACUCUGUGGGUGACAGUGACACUUCUUCGGCGUCUGUCAUUCGACAUAGAAACAGGCGCCACCUGUAUUUCCAACUUUAAAACUUUUAUGCAUUGCCAGCUAUUUACCAAAAAAUAUAUUUGUUGGAAUAAAUAAUAUAAUACAAAUUAAUACGUAGAAAAAAACCACAAUUAUAAUAAAUACGGUCUUGUUUUUUUUUAUUAAUAAAUUUUUUAUUCUUUCAAACGUCUGACAAGUGGCCACAUUACAUGUAAUUGCGCCUUUAAAAACUUGUAUGCCACACGAAAAUUGCCGCUGGCACCGCCGUGUUUUUUGUUUAUUUCGUGUGCUAGUGGUACCUAUUUUAGAUAUUUUAACUUACAGAAUUUUAUAUUUUAACUUAACAGAAAAUAAAUGAAAUAUUAAUUA